Molecule: messenger RNA, 1410 nt
Organism: Orbilia oligospora ATCC 24927
Lineage: Eukaryota; Fungi; Ascomycota; Orbiliomycetes; Orbiliales; Orbiliaceae
Exons: 4
Coding region: 1-1410 (469 amino acids)
Biological process (GO): L-serine catabolic process; tetrahydrofolate interconversion; folic acid metabolic process
Cellular component (GO): cytoplasm
Molecular function (GO): glycine hydroxymethyltransferase activity; cobalt ion binding; pyridoxal phosphate binding
Source: RefSeq, a predicted model, not a curated record
AUGUCGACAUACGCUCUAUCCGAAGCCCACAAAGAGUUGCUGGAGAAGCCUCUCAGGGAACUCGAUCCCGAGGUGGCCCAGUUGAUGGACCUUGAAGUCAAGCGUCAGAAGGAGUCCAUCCUGCUCAUUGCCUCCGAGAACAUCACCUCCCGCUCGGUUUUCGAUGCUCUUGGUUCGCCAAUGUCCAACAAAUACUCCGAGGGUUACCCAGGAGCCAGAUACUAUGGUGGAAACCAGCACAUUGAUAGCAUCGAGCGAUUGUGCCAGCAGCGUGCCCUCAAGGCCUUCAACUGCGACCCUGCAAAGUGGGGUGUCAAUGUUCAGACUCUCUCUGGCAGCCCUGCCAACCUCCAGGUCUACCAGGCCCUCAUGAAGCCACAUGAUCGAUUGAUGGGAUUGGAUCUGCCUCACGGUGGUCAUUUGAGCCAUGGUUAUCAGACUCCUGCUAAGAAGAUCUCUGCCGUCUCGACCUACUUCGAGACCAUGCCAUACAGAGUGGAUACCAAUACCGGCAUCAUCGACUAUGACAUGUUGGAGAAGACUGCCAUUCUUUACCGUCCAAAGAUCUUAGUUGCUGGAACCAGUGCCUACUGUCGUCUCAUUGACUAUGCUAGAAUGCGCAAGAUCGCUGACUCCGUCGGUGCUUACCUUGUCGUUGAUAUGGCCCACAUCUCCGGUUUGAUCGCCGCCGGUGUGAUCCCGUCUCCAUUCGAGCACGCUGAUGUUGUCACUACUACCACCCACAAGAGCUUGCGAGGUCCUCGUGGUGCUAUGAUCUUCUACCGAAAGGGUGUUAGGUCUGUUGACGCCAAGGGCAAGGAGACUCUCUAUGAGCUUGAGGAUGCUAUCAACUUCAGUGUCUUCCCUGGUCACCAGGGUGGUCCUCACAACCACACCAUCACAGCUCUCUCUGUUGCCCUUGGUCAGACUUUCACUCCAGAGUUCAAGCAAUACCAGGAACAAGUUAUCAAGAACGCCAAGGCUUGCGAAACUGAAUUCAAGGCCCUCGGUUACACUCUCGUCUCUGGUGGAACUGAUAGCCACAUGGUUCUCCUCGACCUUCGUCCAAAGGGUCUUGAUGGUGCCCGUGUCGAGGUCGUUCUCGAGUACGCCAACAUUGCUUGCAACAAGAACUCCAUCCCCGGUGACAAGUCUGCUUUGACACCCUGCGGUAUCCGUAUCGGUGCUCCAGCUAUGACCAGCCGUGGAUUCGGAGAGGAUGACUUCAAGAGGGUCGUUAGGUAUAUUGACCAAUUGAUCAACAUCACAAAGGAAGUUCAAUCCGAGCUACCAAAGGAGGCCAACAAGCUCAAGGACUUCAAGGCCAAGAUUGCCCAGGGUAUUCCAGAGAUCCAGGAGAUCCAGAAGGAGAUCAUCGCAUGGGCUUCCACUUUCCCACUCCCAGUCUAA